Molecule: messenger RNA, 1471 nt
Organism: Bombina bombina (fire-bellied toad)
Lineage: Eukaryota; Metazoa; Chordata; Amphibia; Anura; Bombinatoridae
Product: protein unc-93 homolog A-like
Exons: 8
Coding region: 1-1389 (462 amino acids)
Source: RefSeq, a predicted model, not a curated record
AUGGAUAUAAAACAUCUUAAGAAUAUUAUAAUUCUUUCCUUUGGAUUUCUGCUCCUAUUUACAGCGUAUGGCGGACUACAAACUUUGCAGAGUAGCCUUAAUCCUGAAAAAGGAUUGGGUGUUGCAUCACUAAGCGUUGUGUAUGGAUGUCUUAUCAUCUCGUCAUUGUUCCUCCCUCCAAUUAUUAUAAAGAAAAUUGGCUGCAAGUGGACAAUUGUGGUCUCAAUGUGCUGCUAUAUCACGUAUUCAGUGGGGAAUUUCAAGCCAAAUUGGUAUAGUUUGAUCAUUACCUCUGCAAUUCUGGGAUUUGGUGGGGGACCCCUUUGGGCUGCAAAAUGUACUUAUCUUACUACCAGCGGAAUUAAAUAUGCACAGAAAAUAGGAAAAGAGAAAAUGGACAUUGUGAAUCAAUACUUUGGGCUUUUCUUUCUGAUUUACCAGUCAUCUGGAAUAUGGGGAAAUUUGAUCUCAUCUCUUGUACUUAUUCAAAAUCCUGCAAAAGAAGUGUUAGGUAAUAUGAGUUACUCUCAUUGUGGUGCAAAUAACUGCCCAGUUGCUUCUACUGGAACUAACAAUACUACUAUAUCACCACCUGGUGUAUCAGAUCGCCUACGCUACACACUAAUGGGAAUUUAUACUGGGUGUGGAGUGCUUGCUGUACUGCUUAUUAUUGUGUUACUAGAUCAGAUUGAGAUCAAAGAUGAAGAACAAAAGGAAGAAGACAAACGGUCUAUUUAUAAUUCAUUCCUGGACACGUUAAGGCAGCUAAAGGACAAACGUCAGUGUCUUCUUAUUCCUUUGACUAUGUUUAGUGGAUUUCAGCAAGGAUUUCUCUCGAGUGACUAUACAAGAGCAUAUGUUACCUGUACUUUGGGGAUACAUUAUGUAGGAUAUGUGAUGAUUUGUUUUGGUGCAGCCAACUCAAUUUGUUCUAUGCUUUUUGGAAAACUUUCACAGUACACUGGAAGAAUAGCCCUUUUUAUGUUAGCUGCUGCUACAAGUGCUGCUUGUAUAAUUGCACUUUUGUUGUGGAAACCUAAUCCAAGCCAAUUUGCUGUCUUUUUCAUAUUCCCUGCACUGUGGAGCAUGUCCGAUGCUAUCUGCCAGACACUCCUGAAUGCUUUUUACGGCGUGUUAUUUGAUGAACACAAGGAGGCUGCCUUCGCCAAUUAUCGAUUGUGGGAAUCUCUUGGAUUUGUUAUAGCUUUUGCUUACAGCAACUAUUUGUGUGUCUUUGUAAAGCUGUACAUAGUACUUUCUGUUAUGUUACUUGGGAUGCUUCUUUAUUUAGUUGUAGAAUACUUGGAACACAGAAAACAGAUUGCAACUUCUGAAAAUGUGAACUCAGUGACUACAACACAAGAAUGCGAUCUGCCCGGUGACAAGUAACACUCAAAUAAAACUCAUUUAACACACGUAGCUGUGGCUAGAACGUGUUCCAUGCAAUACAUAAAGUUUGUUGAAACCUGAA